AUGUCGCAAUAUGUACAAAGGGCGUUGCCCGGCACAAGUUAUGACAGACUUGUAAAAGGGGCUACUAAACCGAAGCCCACGUUACCAAAGGAGAAGUAUGUUCAUCCAAUUCUACAGGCGGCUUUUGGUUCCACCUCAGAUCUGGAUGAUGUGUUUUGGGCAUUGCAAGGCCGAUUGAACGAACCGAAUAGUAUGGUUGUAUUCAAGUCUUUGCUACUUCUGCACACCAUGUUCAGGUCAGAGUCGGCAAAAUUUGUACUAUCUUAUCUUGCUAAUGACCCGGCCAUCCUUAAGCUCCGACGCAUAGGAUCGAAUGGUCUCAAUGAGUAUUCGUAUUCCCAGCUAUUGCCUCGCUACGCCCACUAUUUAGAUGACCGCGUGCUUGCCUUCCGUGAACUUGGAUAUGACGUGGUUAUUGCUAGCAAACGUGACCGCUUCGCGCGCCUUCGCAAAAUGAGCGUGUCUAACGGACUUUUCAAGGAAAUCGCUAUGAUCCAGCGCGUUAUGACAUCGCUGUUAAAAUGCUCAUUCUUUUCUGAAAAUUUUCAUGACGAAAUUACAAACGCAGCUCUACACAUGACCCUCAAGGAUUUACUCGCUUUCUACAUGGGUAUGAAUGAGGGCGUUAUUAAUAUGCUUGAACACUACUUUGAGAUGUCAAAGUCGGACGCAGAACGCUCUCUUGAACUGUACCGUCGAUUUUGUUUCCAAACGGAAAAUGUCGUGGCAUUUCUUAACUCGGCAAAGCGUCAUUCACACCAGUUGCGCUCAUCUAUUCCACAUUUGAAGCACGCACCACUUUCGUUAGCCAAUGCGCUGGAGGAAUAUUUGCAUGAAACCGACUUUUCUAAGCACGAAGCAACAUCAAAAUUGGACACAAAAGAACCAGGGACAACAAAUAGUAAGGAGAACCCUGUUUCUGUCAAAGAAGCACCCUCUCCUACAGCCUCAAAAACGAAAGAGGUGAAGACAGCUGAGCAGCCAAAGAAAGGUGAUUCUUCGAGCAGGCAAGCGCUACAAGAUUUCUUCGAGUCGUUGGAACAACCAAAUACUCCCUUCAACUCUGCGUAUUCUUCUUACGCUGGAUUCAACUCACAACCCGACUGGUUUGGUAUGCAUGCUAUGGCCACGGGCGGAGGUGCUUUUGUUAUGCCACAAAUAACGGGAAACCCUUUUGGAUCACACUCAAAUGGAAUAGUCAUGCCACAAAUGACCGGCAUGAACCCAUUUGUUCCGCAAAUGCCCAUGAUGCCUCAACACACGAUGGCAACAACGCCUUUCGAUUCUAUCUUUGGUCAAAUGUCCUUGAGUCCACAAAGCACCACACCUCAACCGCUUCAAACACAGCCAUCUUCGUUUCAGCCCCACCCCCCAAUGCCGUCGCAACUCACUACUGAUGUUAGUGCUAGGCGCAGGUCAACUAUGCCUGUCAUGGACGCGCAGCCUCUCGUGUCUCGUCAAGCAUCAGUCUCGCGCAACGAAAUGCCCAAGGCCACUAUGUCACCCCAACAUACCUCCUCAAUGCGCCCUCAAAAGACAGGCACCAUGAAUCCUUUCUCUAUACCUAGUGAUUUUGAUGUUCCCAAGCCCGUCGUGCAAGAAUCGAAAAAACCCACAUUAAACGAUCUUGCUUUGGAUGCGUGGAAAAACAAGCAAUCGCCUGCUUCACCCCCUGCGGCAGCUCCCCCUCGAUCUUUGCAGCCUACUAAUACGGGUGGGCUAUUAGGCCAAGUGGCCUCUGAAUUCACACACACGCCUGGUGCCAAGUUAAAGCAAAGCAAUCCGCCAAAUUUCACCGAGAAUGGUUCUGCUGUGUUUAACAAGGGAGUUUCUUCGUCGCCACUUGAGACAGGCAUUACACCCAGUACUUCUAGGGGAAUACAGGCUUUUGGUCAUCAAACGACGAGUCAGGCAACUGGUCCAACCCAAUCACAGACGUCUUCGAGUCAAAUUCCUGCUUCUGGUUCGUUUAUGGAGUCAAUUGUCGCUUCUCAGGCUCCCAAUCAAAAUGUCCCCCCCUUGAGCCCUCAGCACAAUAUACAUGGCACCAUAUCUCAGAACACAGGCGUAGGUGCUAUGCCUAGUUCCUCAGCGCUGCAAGGUAUUCCGUCACAAUCGACGGGCUUGAGUUCGAGAGCUGAUCUCUCUUCCCAAUUUGCAGGGUUGGGUUCAAGCCUGGAUGGCCGGGCAAACUCUAUUUCACUCGGACAGGGCUCAGGUCUUGGAAUUGGACUUGGUUCCCAGCCGACGGGCUUCGGGUCACCAAGCACUUAUGACGCCCUCAAUGCUGGACUUCGCGAGAUCAAUUCACCCUUUAGACGCUUUGGAUCCGUUUCGUUAGCACACGGCAGUCCUGGAGCGCUCGGGUCUCAUGCCAUGUCACCAAUGGAACUCCAAUCUCAAAUCACAGGACUCACUGGAAUCAAGCCGUUUCAACCAUCCAGUGCAUUUGGUGCCAGCUUGCUCUCAGGUCAAACAACGCCAGGAUUGACACUCAAUUCAGAAUCGGGUCUCCAACUAGGAACUAGCAAGCAACCAUCAGUCCAGCUCCAGCAACCCACGCAGGAUCUCUUGCAGCUGUAG
This is a messenger RNA of Malassezia restricta, 2583 nucleotides long. Its product is annotated as phosphatidylinositol-binding clathrin assembly protein. Gene Ontology annotation, cellular component: clathrin-coated vesicle; clathrin-coated pit. NCBI's taxonomy places the organism in Eukaryota, Fungi, Basidiomycota, Malasseziomycetes, Malasseziales, Malasseziaceae. Gene Ontology annotation, biological process: clathrin coat assembly; clathrin-dependent endocytosis; vesicle budding from membrane. The transcript has a single exon. The coding region runs from base 1 to 2583 and encodes 860 amino acids. The record is from RefSeq and is a predicted model, not a curated record. Gene Ontology annotation, molecular function: phosphatidylinositol-4,5-bisphosphate binding; 1-phosphatidylinositol binding; clathrin heavy chain binding.